GGCUGGGGCCCGCUGCGCCAGCGCGCGGAGCAGUGCAUUUCGGGACAUGUAGUUUUCCUGCCGCGCUGCGGGAUCCCUGCUUGGCCUCCCCACGGGGCACACAGCUUCUGCGGCUCGGAGCAUGGACCGAGGCCCCGCCGAGAGGGGAGCCACUCGCCAGAGCGUGUAGAGUCCUCGUCCAGAGCUCCAGCCUCCCGAGUCUCGGGACCGGCGCGGCCUGAGCCUGACCGUCCGGCUCCUGCUCCCCAUGUGCCCGUCCCCCGCCCUGCAGUGACCGGGAGCGGCGUCACCGUCGGUCCAGCAUGAACUGGAAGGUUCUGGAGCACGUGCCCCUGCUGCUGUACAUUUUGGCGGCCAAGACGCUGAUCCUCUGCCUGGCGUUUGCCGGGGCCAAGAUGUACCAAAGGAAGCGGCUGGAAGCCAAGCGGCAGCAGCUGCAGGCGGAGAAGAGGAAGCAGGCGGAGAAGAAGGACGACUGAGGGGAACCCACAGGCUCUGCGCGCGACCUGCCGGCCCCGGGACUCCGGCCCAGGGGGAGGAGAAGAGACGCCUGGCUGCCCAGCGACGUUAUCAGAAGACGAACCUCCGGCCUUCAGCUUUAACUCAAAAUGAUGUGAACUGUUGCGUGCUUUUAAAAGAACCAUGUUUUCUUGGGUAAAAUAAAACACCUUUGUAAUA
Messenger RNA from Phyllostomus hastatus (greater spear-nosed bat), 678 nucleotides. RefSeq names its product small integral membrane protein 11 (gene SMIM11). The transcript has 5 exons. Bases 303 to 479 code for a protein of 58 amino acids. The record is from RefSeq and is a predicted model, not a curated record. Lineage: Eukaryota; Metazoa; Chordata; Mammalia; Chiroptera; Phyllostomidae.